GAGGAAGGAAAAUCAGGUGCUCGCGCUUCUCUCAUUGCUUUGGUUGUUUUGUUUCAGGGGGGAAAAAAUUGCCCCUUCACCUCAUUGUGCAUUUGUUUUACAAAAUAAAAUUUAAAAAACCUCCACUGACUGCAAGUUAUGGCGAUGGCUACUCCAAAGAGCCAGCCCCGUCCGAGCGGCCGGAGUGCAGCGAGCUCCCCGCUCAGUCCGACCCGCAUCUCCCGGCUGCAGGAGAAAGAGGAGUUGAAGAACCUCAACGACAGGCUCGCCGUAUAUAUCGAAAAGGUACGCUCGCUGGAGUCCGAGAACAGUAUCCUGCAGUUGCAAAUCACCGAGAGGGAAGAAGUGACGAGCCGGGAGCUGACCGGCAUCAAGAACCUGUACGAGAAUGAGCUGGCGGACGCUCGCCAAUCUCUGGACGAGACCGCGAAAGAGAGAGCGCGGCUGCAGAUAGAGCUGGGGAAGCUCCGCGGGGACUAUGACAAUGUGCUGCAAAAUUACACCAAGAAAGAAUCUGAUCUUCGUGGUGCCCAACUUCACAUCAAAGAUCUAGAAACUGCACUUCAUUCCAAGGAGGCUAGCCUUGCCACUGCACUGGGAGGAAAGAAUGCCCUUGAAGAAGAAGUUGAGGAUUUGCAAGCUCAUCUUUCAAAGCUGGAAGUUUCCUUGGCUGCGGUGAAGAAGCAACUUGAGGAAGAGACCCUCUUGAGAGUAGAUCUUGAGAAUCGAUGUCAGAGCCUAACGGAGGAAUUGGAGUUCAGAAAGAAUGUAUAUGAGGAGGAAAUCAAAGAAACCAGAAAGAGACAUGAGACCCGCCUGGUGGAAGUGGAUACAGGUCGUUUGGUUGAAUAUGAGCACAAGCUGGCCAAAGCUCUCCAGGAAUUGAGAGAACAACAUGAUCAGCAAGUGAAAAUCUAUAAAGAAGAACUAGAGAAAAAUUUCCACGAUAAGCUUGAGAAUGCAAGGCUUGCCUCGGAGAUGAACACUAGGUCAGCCAAGGCAGCUGAAGAGGAGCUGAAAGAAAAUGUAAUGAGGAUAGAGAGCCUCAGCACUCAGUUGUUCAACAUGCAAAAAGAUGCUAGAGCUUGGCAAGAAAGAGUUCAGGAGUUAGAAGUUGCUCUGGAAAAAGAGAGAGAUGGAAAUCGCAGGAUGCUGACUGAAAAGGAGAAAGAAAUGGCUGAGAUGAGAGCGCAGAUGCAGCAACAGCUAAAUGAAUAUGAAGAUCUUUUGGAUGUUAAGCUGGCAUUGGAUAUGGAAAUCAAUGCAUACAGGAAACUGUUAGAGGGUGAAGAAGAAAGAUUGAAGUUGUCACCAAGUCCAUCUUCACGUGUGACUGUUUCUCGUGCAACAUCUAGUCGCAGUGUCCGCACAGCUCGUGGAAAGAGAAAGCGUGUUGAUGUUGAGGAAUCUGAGGCCAGUAGUAGCCUCAGUAUCUCUCAUCUUGCUUCUGCCACAGGGAAUGUUGCCAUUGAGGAAGUGGAUGUAGAUGGUAAAUUUAUCCGACUAAAGAAUAAUUCAGAACAGGAUCAACCUAUGGGUGGCUGGGAGUUGACAAGAAAGAUUGGUGAUGCAUCUGUCUCUUACAAAUUUACUCCAAAGUAUAUGUUGAAAGCUGGGCAGACUACAACUAUCUGGGCUGCUGAUGCUGGUGUGAUAUCAGCUCCUCCUGCCAACCUCCUCUGGAAGAACCAGAAUGCUUGGGGCACUGGAGCAGAUGUGAAAGUGGUCCUCAAGAAUUCUCAGGGAGAGGAGGUGGCUGAUAGAAGUACCAUCUUCACAACCACUGUACCAGAAGAGGAGGAGGAGGAGGAAGUUGAGAUUAGAGAUGAAGAUCUCUUCCAUCAGCAGGGAGAUCCAAGAGCAGCUGACAGAAGCUGUGCAGUAAUGUGAUCAUCCUGCAAGAUAACAUCUUCAAAAACUCAUUGCUGCCUAUGUUGAACUUAAUAUCUAGAAAUUCAAACUAUUUUUGUAUUUCAGUAAUUUGUAUUUUAGAUAUUUUGUGAAUUUCUUUUUGUACACAUGACAUCAGUUCAGGGCUUUUUUUAUACUAUUGUUUUUUUGAACAUUACAAGGUCUAGAGCUUAAAGUGUAAAUCUGAAACCAAUGUGAAUCAUAGGUUUUUUUUUUGAACCUAUGAAAGAUGCCCUUUUCUGAAGAUUACAGAUAAAACCAGUGAAAAAUAAUUUUGUGUAGUUGAGAAACUACAGUUAUUUGGGGGCAGCUUACAUUUAUGAUUGAAUUUGAGUUAAUAUGUGCAGCAGGGAAAUGGGGGUGUUAAAACAUUUUGGUAGCAACAUUUUUUGUAAAUUUAUAAAUAGAACAGCACUGAGCUUGCUCUUUUUAACGAUUUUUUAAUUGUUUAUACCCAGUUGGUAAAAAUAUACUACAGAAAAUGGGGAUGAAGUAAGUUUUCUGUUUUAUGGCUUUUGACCCCUUAUUUAGAUAGUGUUUGGGGCCUGGUAUGACACAAUGCAAAUGUUUUAAUAAGUUUUAAUGUAGCAGUGGUCCACUGGGGUUUUCUUGUCAAAUGUGAAUAAAAUAAACAUUGUGUAAUAAA
Messenger RNA from Chiloscyllium plagiosum (whitespotted bambooshark), 2557 nucleotides. It is a transcript of the gene lmnb1, whose product is annotated as lamin B1. Gene Ontology annotation, molecular function: structural constituent of cytoskeleton. Gene Ontology annotation, biological process: nuclear envelope organization; nuclear migration; heterochromatin formation. Lineage: Eukaryota; Metazoa; Chordata; Chondrichthyes; Orectolobiformes; Hemiscylliidae. Gene Ontology annotation, cellular component: nuclear envelope; nuclear lamina. The record is from RefSeq and is a predicted model, not a curated record.